Molecule: messenger RNA, 501 nt
Organism: Cooperia oncophora
Lineage: Eukaryota; Metazoa; Nematoda; Chromadorea; Rhabditida; Trichostrongylidae
Source: the annotation of a GenBank genome assembly
AUGACAAAUUUCGAAGUGCAGGAAAAACUAGGCGGAAUGUUCCGUGACGGACUACUGAAAGCGGCACAGACUACAGGAGCAUGGAUAAUCACUGGUGGACUGGAUUGCGGUGUCGUAAAGCACGUGGCUCGGGCGCUUGACGAUGCUGGUAUUUCGGCUAGAAUGAGAUCGAAAAUAGUGACGAUCGGCAUCGCGCCAUGGGGAGUCAUCAAGCGAAAGGAGCGUCUGAUCGCUAAAGAUGCUCAUGUGCAGUAUGAUCCACAUGCGUUCGGGUCAUCGCAAGGCAUGGGUGUGCUUAAUGAUCGGCAUUCGUAUUUUCUUCUCGCUGAUAAUGGCACGAGUUCUAGAUAUGGUGCUGAUCUGCAUCUGCGGCAAAAUCUCGAGAACUAUCUAGCGGGCCGAGCUGAUGACGAUGGUUCAAGGAAAACGCCAGUGGUCUGCGCGGUUCUAGAAGGCGGCACUAACUCGCUCACAGCUAUUCACCAAUAUCUAACACAGUAA